AGUUGCAGCCAGUAUUGUCCAAGUCAACAGCGCAGCGAGAGGACCUGCUGUCUGUUGUGAUGUGACAGAGCUGUACACUGAUUAAAACUGUACAGUUAAUAUCAGCUGGUGAACGUACAGCAGCUUAACGGGAACCUAAAUGUAACUGAGGGCGACAGUUGCUCCCAGUGCUAACGUUAGCUGCCCUGUCAGACUUGACGACGAAGGAAACCACGAAGUCUUGUAUGUCACACGGAUGAAAUUAAUGUCCACUGAGGAGACGUCUGUGUUUGUCAAGCGGAAAGAAACGUGUCUUGUCGAAGAGGACAGACAGCAAGGACUAACGCCUCCAGACGAACAGCAGCUCUGUUGACAUUUGUGUUGCAUCCUUUCUAUGCUAACAUUGACUGUGGACUAGCUCGCUGGUGUGUGCUAGCCGUAUAGGCUGCUAGAGCGCGUAUGUUGUAGACAGGAGCGGGUUAAAUUAUUCAGUAUCACCAAACACGGUAACGUUAUUUCCAUUUUCUCGUUAGCAUGUUUGCAGAGAGCCUCUGUGGGCAGCAGCUAUGACGCUAGGUGCAGCCACAGGGUUAUGUCACUGUCGGGCUAACAGAUAGCUCGGUGUCUACAGCUGCUGCCAAUCCUUUGCAUGGUCAUGUCCAGCGGGGUUGGCAUCAUGUAGACUGUCCCACUGAACAGGUUAGGUGACCGGGGACACGCAUUGUGUUUAGUGAGCCUUCCUUGGAGAGUAAUGCAAAGCUGGAUUGCAGCUAUCCAACUGGGUCAAAGACUGACAGCUGGCACUGAUACAGUUUAGCUCAGGAUUGUUGCUAGCCAUGCUCAGAGCCGUCUGUUCUGUGUGAUAUUGCAAACAUCUCAACCUACUUACAGGGCAUGUGAGUGCACCAUGUCCUGACUGCAUCUCUUAUUUAUGCAAGAAGGCACAUCAGAGCAGCCUGUCAUGAAAUAAAUCCGCAGUGGCAAGAAGCAGCAUCAGUAGGACUGAGUGGAUCAUUUGCUCCAGGAGUAUUUUCUGAAUAAGAGAGCAACAUUCAAGGCAUCAGCUGGACCAUCAGCCCAUCGCAAUGGAGGCUGUGGGAGAUUUUGAGUACAGCAGAAAAGACCUGGUUGGACAUGGAGCCUUUGCUGUGGUGUUCAAAGGAAGGCACAGGAAGAAGACCGAUUGGGAGGUGGCCAUCAAGAGCAUUAAUAAGAAGAACCUGUCCAAGUCCCAGAUCCUUCUUGGCAAGGAAAUCAAAAUCCUGAAGGAGCUGCAGCAUGAAAACAUCGUGGCGCUUUACGAUGUACAGGAAACACCCAACUCUGUUUUCCUGGUCAUGGAGUACUGUAACGGAGGUGAUCUUGCCGACUAUCUGCAAGCUAAGGGGACGCUCAGAGAAGACACUCUGAGGGUUUUCCUCCAGCAAAUUGCAGCUGCUAUGCGCAUCCUCAACAGCAAAGGAAUCAUCCACCGUGACCUAAAACCCCAGAACAUCCUGCUGUCCUAUGUGGGCCGCAAGAAGUCCAACAUAAGUGGCAUCCGCAUCAAAAUAGCUGACUUUGGCUUUGCACGGUACCUCCAGAGCAACAUGAUGGCAGCCACACUAUGUGGGUCACCCAUGUACAUGGCCCCAGAGGUCAUCAUGUCCCAGAACUACGAUGCCAAGGCCGACCUGUGGAGCAUAGGGACAGUUAUCUACCAGUGUCUGGUCGGCAAGCCACCGUUCCAGGCCAAUAGUCCCCAAGACCUGAGGAUGUUCUAUGAGAAGAACAAGAAUCUACAACCUAUCAUCCCAAGGGAGACAUCCCCACAACUUAGCGACCUUUUGCUUGGGUUGCUGCAGAGGAAUCAGAAAGACAGGAUGGACUUUGAUGCCUUUUUCAGCCAUCCUUUCCUGGAGCCGUCAUCCUCUAUUAAAAAAUCUUGUCCAGUGCCGGUCCCCAGCACCUCCAAUGCAGUGACGGACAGUUCCUGUGGCAGCUCCCCAUGUAUCCGCUACAACUCCCCUCCUUCUCUCCCGGACAUGCAGACACUAGCAGAGGAUGGUCUGUCAUCCCCUCCACUCGGUCCACCCAACUUCCUGCAGCUGUCCAAAGAGUCUGCGGGAAGCACCAGCAGUAAGAACUCGUCCUGUGACACUGACGACUUUGUCCUGGUGCCUCACAUCUCUACCGACAGCUAUGACCAGCCAAUGGGAGUGGGGCGCCGGCCCUCCAGCGAGUUUCUCAUGUGUGGAGGGCAGCCGCAGCCCACCUCGGGACAGACGCCCAUGGUGUCCCCACGGGCUGAGACCACCCCGAUCCCAGUUCCCACCCAGAUCAGAAACUACCAGCGCAUCAAGCAGAACCUCUCCAGCAGCCCGACCACCACGCUGUACAGCUCCCCCAGGUCUGGCACAGUGAGGCGCUCCAACACUAGUCCUAUGGGGUUUCCCAAGGUGGGCUCAGGGUCCCCCAGCUCUGCAGACGUCCCUCAGACAGUAGGCAGGCGUCUCUCCACUGGCAGCUCCCGGCCCUACUCCCCCUCACCUCUUGUGGGAACCAUCCCUGAGCAGCUGGGUCACUGCUGCUGCCACCUGCAGAACCAUGAGCCUCGCAGCCGCAGCUCCUCAGGAGGUUCUCCCGUCCCAUCCUCUCAGCUCCUGGGGGCUCGGCUCCAAAGCUCCCCAACCCUCACCGAGGUCUACCAGACCAGGCAGAAACUUCACAAGCAGUUAUCGGACCCUGUUCAGCCCUCCUCCUCCUCCUGCAGCCACUCCCCUCAGCUUGGCCGACCGGCCAACCUCGGCUCCUCCCCCACCAAGCUCCUGGGCUCCUCCCCCCGCACGUCUGACUGGCUGCAGAAGUCUCCACUGCCCACCAUCAUCGGCUCCCCAACUAAGACCAUUUCGACACCGUUCAAAAUCCCCAAAACGCAGGCGUCCUGUAACUUGAUGGCGCUGGCAGACAGUCCCGUCCCCACCAAGACAUUGGCAGAUGCUCGGGAUAUCUGUGCCCACCACUGCAGUCCGUACCUGACCGGGCGCCCAGCUGCCCCCGAGGCCAGCAGGACGUUUGGCAGGUCUGUUAGUACGGGUCGUCUGUCUGAGCAGCCAAUCAGAAUCACUCUGGGUGGACAGGCCUAUCAGGGCAGCACUGACAGCUUGAACACAGAGCGACCCAUGGACACAGCCCCUGCAGGUCCAUGUGGGCUGGCUCAGGGCGGGUCAGCGAGUCCCCGUACUGUCCUUUUCACCGUGGGCUCACCUCCUAACAGCAGCACUCCUCCUACCUGCAGCCAUUUGGGCACACGACCACGCACCACCUCAGUGGGCUCCAACAGCUCAGCCGGCUCCCUGUGCUCCACCAGUGGUCGCGUGUAUGUCGGAUCUCCACCAGGCAUGGCCAUGGGCUGCUCUCCUCCAGGAGGUUUUGCUGGCGGGCAGAUUGUCCCCGGGUCGGACGGGGCACCCAGCAGUCUGCGCUAUGUCCCCUAUGGGACCUCACCUCCCAGCUUGGAGGGAUUCAUCACAUUCGAAGCCCCUGAGCUGCCUGAGGAGACCCUCAUGGAGCGUGAGCACACAGACACCCUGAUGCACCUACGGAUGAUGCUUUCAUUUACCGACUGCGUCCUGGAGAUGGCGGCGGUUCGAGCCGGAGGGACGGAGCUUGGCGUGUCGGCCGCCUCCCUCUACCCUCCCCAGGACAGCGUGGUUGUGGACCAGAUCAGCCAACUCAGCAAAGAGUGGGGGCAGGUGGAGCAGUUGGUGCUCUACAUGAAGGCAGCACAGCUCCUGGCUUCCUCCCUCCAUCUGGCCAAGGCUCAGAUUAAAUCAGCCAAGCUCAAUCCAUCCACUGCCGUCAAACAGGUGGUCAAGAAUUUGAAUGAGCGUUACAAAAGCUGCAUCUCCCUCUGCCGGCGGCUGACUGACAAACUCAACCACUUCUUCUCUGACAAGCAGCGCUUUGUGGACGAGAUCAACAGCGUCACCGCAGAGAAGCUCAUCUACAAUCACGCUGUGGAGAUGGUUCAGUCAGCAGCUCUGGAUGAGAUGUUCAAGCAGACAGAGGACAUAGCCUAUCGCUACAGCAAGGCCGCCAUGCUGCUGGAUGGCCUGUCCAAGAUCCUGCAGGACCCCACUGACAUUGAGAAUGUGGUUAAGUACAAGGCCAGCGUGGACCGCAGGAUCUCAGCCCUCUGCUACUGCACUGUCACACUGUACGAGUAGCAGCCCUUACACACACGCACACACACAGAGGGACCACGUCCUCAGACUGUUGACUACCAUCCUCACAAAGCCGCUGUUCCCUCCUGUAGCAGUUCAAGCACUUUUCAUUUGAUAGGUUUCAUCUGUAUUUAUCGUCGGUUAGUUUUACUGGCUGCAUCACGGACUGAACUGUGACAAGCAACUGAUGCACGAAUUUACAACCAAAGAUGACAACGGAUCCAGAAACAAAAGGCUGAAACCGGAUGUGGACAUAAUGCAUGCACUUCAAGUGCAUCCUUUUUUUUCUUACGCUAUAAUGGUGGAAACCCACCUGAUCAACAUAUAAAUAAA
Messenger RNA from Morone saxatilis (striped sea-bass), 4517 nucleotides. RefSeq names its product unc-51 like autophagy activating kinase 2 (gene ulk2). The record is from RefSeq and is a predicted model, not a curated record. Gene Ontology annotation, molecular function: protein serine/threonine kinase activity; ATP binding. Gene Ontology annotation, biological process: positive regulation of autophagy; autophagy; autophagosome organization. Gene Ontology annotation, cellular component: autophagosome; cytoplasm. Lineage: Eukaryota; Metazoa; Chordata; Actinopteri; Moronidae. The coding region runs from base 1065 to 4187 and encodes 1040 amino acids. The transcript has 26 exons.